Nasonia vitripennis (jewel wasp) is the source of this 995-nucleotide messenger RNA. RefSeq lists its product as uncharacterized. The transcript is spliced from 6 exons. The record is from RefSeq and is a predicted model, not a curated record. Lineage: Eukaryota; Metazoa; Arthropoda; Insecta; Hymenoptera; Pteromalidae. Gene Ontology annotation, cellular component: cytoplasm; nucleus. The coding region runs from base 279 to 878 and encodes 199 amino acids.
AUAGGUAUACUUACGUGUUGUUGAGAUAGAAUAGGUGUGGGUUGCGGUUUGUGUGCAUACAUCUAGAGGUUUGUUGUUGUUUCGGCUUUUUCGAAUUUUGCAAGAUUCAAGGGAUUUCGAAGGAUAAGACGCUGUUGCUCAAAUUUUCAAUUUUUCUGCACGAGUGCAUUUAGAAAAGGAACUGCGUCUUUGCAUCUUAAUUACGUUAUACGCGCAGUAUACGAAUCAGCGCACGCGCAGCAUGAGCUCGACCCAUAACCUCGAAAAACGCUAGCAGAAUGGAGAAGGAGCUGCACAAGUGCCUUGUAGAGUUUUUCUCCAAGUUAGAAACAACGGACAUCAAAUGGAAGGAGCUGCAAAAUAACACAGAGAGGGUCAUCGAAGCUCUAAAAAAUCAAACGGGACAGUUGCAUCACGUGACGAGUUCGGAGGUCGAUAACGCGGAGCUCUGCAAAGUCGAGGGACUACGGGAGAGGCUGAUAUUCAAAAUACACGCGGGAAUCGAAAAUGAGGUCGCGUGUAUUCAAGAGGCCGUGACGAGACUGAACAACAAUAGCCAGGACCUGAAGAACAGACUGAUGAAAAUCGAGGCGACUCGAAGCAAAUUAUCGCUGGAGGACGAAAAUCUAAGGGAACUGGUUAAUGGCACGGCCCGCAGGCCUAAGCUUAAUUCUCUCCUCGAGUGGGCGAUCGACGCUUGUGAUUACUAUCACAACUUAUAUCGUCAGUUGAGCGAGAGCCUGAAGGCUCUGGACUAUAAGGAUACGAAGAGCGUCGAGAGGCUGGCCGAGUCUUUCGUCGAGCGAGAAUCUACGCGAAUGAGGAUCGAUCGUAUACUGACCUACACGCAGUUUAUCGCUCGAGAGACCGUUCGCUGAUGACUCCAAUAGUUGUCAGGCUUUUUUUAUACGAAACAUGGUAUUUUUCGACUGAUUAACAUUUACCUAAGCCUAAUAUUUUACACGAUUUUUGGAAUAAAAGUAUUUUUAACAAUA